This is a messenger RNA of Linderina pennispora, 1553 nucleotides long. RefSeq lists its product as uncharacterized. The record is from RefSeq and is a predicted model, not a curated record. Lineage: Eukaryota; Fungi; Kickxellomycota; Kickxellomycetes; Kickxellales; Kickxellaceae. The transcript is spliced from 5 exons. Bases 45 to 1553 code for a protein of 502 amino acids.
GACACUAGACGCUCUUUUCUUUGCUUACAUUAAUUUGAAACAGUAUGCUGCAUCCAGCCGCAGGAAUAAGUGUUGGUGGGCGCGUCAAGCGAUGGUUGGCUAUAAUCGUCGUGGCAGCGCUUGCAUACAAGCUGCUCUCUGUGCUUGUGGCGCUGGUGCAGCCACCAGGGUACCGGCGCCACCCGGUGGCUCACCAAGAAGACAACAGUGAACAGCAUACCAUGGCAGACCUGAGUUGUGCCGCGAAUCCACUAGACUCUGCUGUGUGGAGAUACAGCGGAAACAGCACACCUUUCGCAGUUCCUGCCAAACCCGGUCCGCUCUAUAUCGAAGCAGGGAAUCCCGUGUGCAUUCGCGUAGUGGUGCCGCCAGCUCAGCCAGGCGGCGAUUCCGCCAAGACCAGCAAGCAAAUGACACACCUGUUCCAGCCGUUGGCAGGUAACCCGAUGCACUGGGACUCGAUAAUUCUUGAUGCGGUCGGACAGAAGAGCGGAGUGAGUGUGCCUAUCCACCUGCACCCCGUGCGGCAUCUCUCUAUGAUCGACCGCGGCUUUGUGCACUCUGGUCUGCUUGAGUACCGAGAUGCCAUGUGGAACUACGAGCAUCCGAGCAAGGUGCCGCCCUAUGCACCCGAAGCGAUCAGUGCUGACUUUGAAAUUGCAGUCAGUGUACGGCACUCAAGCCCCUAUCACCUCAAUAACUACGCAAAACUGCCAUUUUGCGAGCAUGCCGAUGUCCACGGCCGCUGGCUACGUGGGUACACAUACAGCGAGUUCCUGCAGUGCCUGGAUGUCAACCGGCCACUGUCACCAGACCGCGGUGAGCCGUACACAAUCCACUGGUUUGGAGACACAAACAGUCGGCGUGCGCUGAAAAAGAUCACAUCUCUGGGAGACUGGUGCAGUGGAAAUGAUCUAGGCUCUGCAAAGUGCCAAUGCGACGACAGCAGCGAGGGAUUCGGGCGAUUCACAGGCCAGAACAAGGUCCGCGAUUCGCUGAUCCACCUGAACGACGAGGAUGGUGGAUGGUCAGUGAGCGAAGAUGGCAAGCACAAGGGCCGAACAGUGACCAGUCCGCUCGCCCGCAUCCACUUCCACAGGUGGGAGGGCCUGACGGCUGUGGGCAAGUUCCAUCGCGCCGACCUGGUAGUGCUGUCGCUGGUCAACAUUGAUGUUUCGUUUGGCACGUUUCUCGAGUAUACGCAUGCGCUUGACGAGCUCGUUCGCCAUCUGAGAAGCCACUACGCGGAAACGGCGAUAGUGCUGCGCACGCCACAGUACUUUUGCUGCCGCGCCCCAUCUGGCGCCCCACUGCGGCGCAUGCAGAAGGACAGAAACAUGCAGUUCUACGACUACACGCACAGGCUGCUGAAGCACAGCUUUGGAAGCCUGCUGCGCGUGUGGGACGCUGGCGGCAUCACCGAGGCCCUGCCUAUGACGAAACGCAAGGCCAUUUCGAGGUGUGGCAUUAACGCAAACCAUCUACUGAUCAAUAGCCUCUGCAACCUGCCGUCUGUCAACAGGGUCGAGUACGCCGAACAUGAGCUAGCAUAG